Messenger RNA from Amoebophrya sp. A25, 303 nucleotides. The record is from the annotation of a GenBank genome assembly. NCBI's taxonomy places the organism in Eukaryota, Dinophyceae, Syndiniales, Amoebophryaceae.
AUGGAUGGAAUCACGGGAGGCACUUUUCUGGGUCUCGCCCACGCUGUUGAUGCUGUCCGUGCUUUGUUUCAACUACGAGAGGAGUUUUUGGGUGGCCCGUAUCCUACGACUGUGGCGCGGGUGGCCUCCAGUCCUACUGAUCUGCACCUUGCUAGCGUGGUUGCGAUUUGCGGGAUUUGGUCCCGCCAUGGCGUCGCGCGCGGGGCCGGCCGCCUGUCUAUUUGGGGGACGUUAUGGAAUGGCCUGCAGGGCCAAACUCUGCACCGCAAGAGCCUUCAGGCCUUGUCGUUAGUUUGUACUUAG